GAUUUAACUUGUGGUAAUUUAAAAUGUUGACUUGUUGUCGCUGUCGCAAUAUUUUGUCAGAUUGCAAAAGGAUGGCUUGCUUUCUCGUAUGCUGUGUGAUCGCUAUGAUAACCGGAUAUCGUGUUCACAUUUGGUUGAAACACUACAAUAAACUGGCGCCCAAGAUGAUGAUCUCAGCUUACGAUGGAUUGCACCGGGACCUGCCAUUUCCAAUGGUUAGCGUAUGUAACAUUAAUCCUACAAAAGGCAUCGACCUUUACAAUCCGCACGCAACCAGUCCCACCAGUCGCGGCUUGGACUAUGAGCUUUUCUCCGAUGCAUAUCAGGGUCGUGUGACGGAGGACGCGCCCAAAGAGAAACUCAAAGUGCCUAUUUUUCAUUUUCUCCAACGAGUGUCCCAUCGUUUGACUGGCAUGUUGAAGGGAUGUGUUGUCAAUCACCGUUGGUGUUCCGCGCUAAAUUUUACCCGCAGUAUCUUGCCAACCGGUGCUUGCUACACCUUCAAUGGAAGAACGGAUGAUUUGGAUGAACUACAGUUGACACUGGAUCCACAAAGCUAUGACUACAUGAUACCUAACGAAGGUUUUGUUGGCUUCCGCAUACUGCUGCAUUCACGAGGAGAUCCCCUUUGGACUGCAAUGCCCGGAUCCAUAUACGCUGGACCAACCUUUCACACCAUGCUGCGAGUAGUUAGUCUAAAAAAAGUAUACAAACAGCACUGCGUUUCUCAAUCACAAUGGGCUCGCUGCAUGCAUCAGUGCCUGCUGGAAUCUUUGAAAAAACGAUGCCAAUGUGAAAUAUAUAGUUGCAAUCUUCUGAAUAUGAUGCAUUGCGGAGUCAAAAUGAACACACUGUUGGAGUACCUUCCACCGAGCCAGUGCAACUGCCCAAACCCAUGUGAACAUAUCACCUACUCAGUGGAAUCGGUCACGCAAGCUUUGAAAAACCCCUUGUUUGCUCAUAGUUCAAACACCAUACCCUUCCGAGACCCGUCAGCAGCGUUGACUCAAGCCAACUUUCCUUGGCUGGUGCAACGUGAUGGGGAUACCUCCUACAGACGCCGCCACUUACAUGAAAAUUUUAAGGAAUUAACCAGAGAGCUCGAAGAACAAAAGAAGGAAAUUUGGGACGGCUCUCUCAUUCAGAUAUGGGCGUUUUUGAGAGAAUCCAACCGCACGGCCUUUGAACAUUUGCGCCAGCUUUCUCGUCUGCUACAAAGCCUCCACAUGGAUUUGGUAACUGUGGAAACUACAGUUGCUGCUCUGGAUAUUAGCGACGCUAUUAAUGUUUUUGAUUGGAGCAAAACGAGUUCAGCUGUGGGUCACAACUCACUUCGUUUACGGAAUAGGUUAUAUGGAGCGAGAAGAGCCUGGAGUGCGCUAUGCACGAAUAACGAAGAGUACAUCCGCAUUCUCUCUAGAAUACGUCAUCUGGGGGAGGAAUUUGUCAGGUUAUUUCGUCGGAGCGUCCUGUUCCGUGAUAUAACCACGAUUCCUGGAGAGGACUUCCAUGUUCACCUUGUACGCCUAUUUUUCAUGCGGGUCGAAGCCGAUAUGGACUAUUUGGCUAACCAGUUGCAGCAUAAUGAUCUAUUCUCAGAUGUGACAAUGUUGGACAUACAACGCAAGACACAACAAUGCGAUCCUUCCGGUGUUGGAGGAGCAGUGCAAACGAAUUCCGACGUUGAGACCAACGGUUCAGCCGCCCCCAGCAAGGAACUGCUCCCUGAUAGUCAAUUAACACUGACCAAUGGACACGAAAACAUUGGCAGUCUGCAAGCGGUCCUCCUGGCGACGGACUCUCAGUUUAAACAAUUUCGGUCUGCAUUUUUAAAGCUAACGUUGGAGAACCAAGAGCUUAUCGAAACCAUUUCUGCGGAUCGUCUAAAACAUAAAACAGUGGUCGGCUCCGAUCAGAGUUAUGUCACCGUGACGAUCGAAAAGACGCGCGAUAGAAAUCGGCUGGUCCGACUGGAAUCAGUCCAAGCAAUUUACAACCCUUUCACGGAGCUUGUUGACGUCGUUGUAUCCGGUUUGGUCCUUGCCUUUUUGUCAAUCUUUCUACUGGAUCUGUGUUUUUCCGCUCGCGGUGCUGGGCCCAUCUGUAGUGGCUGCUCCGACACAAACACCCGACUGGAGCCCUACGGUAGUGAAGAUAUUGGUACAAUAAAACCUUGCUCGUGUGUAGAAACGAUGAAAUCCACCUAUUUGCAUCCCGCGGCUUUUACUCGCAUCCCACACGCUUUCGAUGCCUUACAACCAUUCCCUGAUCGGGUCACUAACAAGUCGCAGGCCGCAAACCAAUUAGAUGGCUAUUUUCACUCUCAUGUUCGUUCCGGUUGCGCCACUAUGGAUAGAAAAACUGCAAUUCCUCAGUCGAAAAUCACCUGUACUUCAACGCAAGUGAAAAACGAUUACAUAAGCGAAGCACACUCCCCCAGACGAUGCACAGUUGUUAAAUCAAGUUUAAGACCGCACACCAAGUGUGAGACGAACUUGGACGCCACAGGGUGUUCAAUGUUCCAUAUGCCGGAAAUGUCCUUAAGAAGACCAACAUUUGGGAAUUUCACGGAUGUGCUUACCGUUUCGAACCCGAACUGCGCUGCCCCUAGCAAGCCAUCUGGAACCCGUGAAAAGGAACAAUACGCAGCUGUGAAUCCCAGCACCCAGAACGUGCUGGCCAAAUCUCCACCCACUUUAGCUGCAACCAAUCGGCUUCACUCACCUGCUGGUCGAAAUCCAAACGACUUCCCAUCAGAGGCCAUUGCCGUUCCUGCGCGAUCUCAGACUGAAUCAGUGUAUACAGACCAGGCGUUUUCUACGAAUUCAGCUUCCACAGCAGAAACGCAGAGUGAUCAUAGUGUGAUGUCGUACAGACCGUGUGAAUGCGUACGCAUUUUGUCAGCUCACUACCCAUCAGAAGUUCGGUGUCGGCCCGGUUGCUCCUGCGAGAUGGUUUCAAGUACUAUGAAUAUGCCGGAAAAUUGCAGGGCGAGCCCAACCACUCCUCGCGUUCAAGAGCUACAUACCUUUGUUCAGCUGGCUACUCCCUUGGGCACUGAAACUGACGUCUCAUAGUCAAACGUAACACAACUCGUGCUAGAAAAUGUCCUGUGUCAUGUUUUUCCACUUGCGAUCAGUUCAUGCAAACAUAUCAACGUUAAUAGAUAAUGAGGACUAUGCGACGAUUACCAUCAUGGUGGUCGCACGGCAGCGAAGCAUCAGUUCAAGCGCCUGAUGUUAUGGUGCUGAUGUUGAUUCCGGGGGACAUUUGUCUGCAAAACUUUCCCUACUCCAGUGGCUUGUUGUUCUUCUGGGCUGUCUUUUCGCAUUGCCGAUGCAGUGGAGUCUUGCAUUGCUUGGAAAAUCCCUCUGAAAUGUACCCUCGCUUAUCACUCCGACCGCAGUUUUUAUUUCACUCAAUAAUCUUUCUUCCUCGCUGCCAGGACCGCUCGUACACUGAUCCGCGUCCUCAUGAAUCCCGGAUGUUGGGUCAUCCUAUCAUAAACCCUGCGUGCUUACAUUGCUAGCUGUUCUAUACACCCACACCUUUGUCCAGUGAUUCACCACUUAUUGAUGCCUUCACUCCCUCUACACUUCUAACGAUGAUCUCACAUUAUUUUGUCGAUUUUAACUUCCCCCCAAUGCAUUUGAUCUGAUGUUGCUAUCCAUGGUGUCGUAACACUGUUACUACUUUCUAUGAGCAAUGCACAAGUCAUGCAUUUGACAUUCAACUGUCUUGUAUGUGUGUGCGUUACGUUCAACUCCAGCCCUUUCCACACUUUAUCAUUGGAC
Dicrocoelium dendriticum is the source of this 3794-nucleotide messenger RNA. The record is from the annotation of a GenBank genome assembly. Lineage: Eukaryota; Metazoa; Platyhelminthes; Trematoda; Plagiorchiida; Dicrocoeliidae.